Messenger RNA from Caenorhabditis elegans, 2652 nucleotides. It is a transcript of the gene Y34D9A.3, whose product is annotated as THO complex subunit 2. The coding region runs from base 26 to 2368 and encodes 780 amino acids. The transcript has 13 exons. The record is from RefSeq and is marked reviewed. NCBI's taxonomy places the organism in Eukaryota, Metazoa, Nematoda, Chromadorea, Rhabditida, Rhabditidae.
AAAAAAUUCGGGUUUUUAGCAAAUAAUGCGACGGCGACGGUGUAUUCCAGUUAUCAACGAUAUUACCGAGGGAUUUGCUGCCGAAGAGCUGGAAUAUGCAGUUUUCGACGAAUCUCUCUUCACAUCGAUUUGGAAAUCGCCGGAAAGACUAUCGAACGAAACAGACUUCCAUCUGCUUUUGACAGCGCUUUCCCGUGAAAUCGCCGCUGAAAACUACCAGGAGCCACUUUUAAUCCUAAAAUUCAUGAAAAAAACCGCGAUUGGGCAGGAUGAAGUGAUAAAUCGAAUUUUCACAUCAUUAUUGAAGCAAAUUUUACGAGAUGAAACGAGAAAAAAGCUGGAUCCUCACGUUGUGCUGGAUUUUUUGGACGCCGGCGACAAGUUAUUCCUUGAUUCUGAAACUUCAAAAAAAGCAUAUGCAAUUCUAAAAUUGUAUUUUCUCUGCAGAAAUCGAAAAUCCAAGCUAGAGUGUUUUUCGUGCGGUUGUGUGCAAAAAUACUUUAUCGAGCUCUACAAGGAUGGUACGAGGCUUCACGAGGCGUUAAACUGCCUGAUAAAAUCAAAAUUGUCGGAUUCGCCCACAAUUAUCGAACGGCUUUUCAACGCGAUGACGGUGAUUUCAGCGAUAGAAUAUUUUGAAUAUUAUAUAGAAUUACUCGGAGAGCUUCAGAAUUGCUCGGUUAUUGACAAAACCGACGAAAAGCCGCCAUCCCGGCUCAUUCAACUUCUCGGAUUAUUGUGUGAAACGAGGCUUGAAGAUAUUCCCCGAGCGUGCUCAAAGCUCAUUUCUCUACUGGAACCGGUGAACGAAAAAGAGCAAAAGAAGAAAUUCUCAAUUUUGGAAACCGUGUUGAAAAGCAAGCUUCUGCCUCGAAUUUUCGACAAUUUGAUGGCUAAUCCGCUCGCUAAGCUUGAUUUAAAUCGGAAUUCUGUGCAGAAAUACGUGGAAAUUAUUGUGAACGAGAAGUAUUUGUAUGCUCUGGAGGCGAGCGUGCUUUUCGCCCCGUUGCAGCUUUUAAAUCGCAUUUUUCUAGAAUUCGAUGCGUUCGCAAAAUCGUGGCCAAUAAUCAAAAAUCGCCUGGAAUUGGUGACAAUCGACGCCCCACAGGCAUCGAUUUUGCUCAUUUACGUGCUCAGUUUGAUCUAUAGAAAUGAGGCCAUACUACUCGGCGAAUUCGAUUUGUAUCUGGAAAAGCAAUUUCCAGGUGCUUCUGUGGUUGGAAAGCGGAUUAUCAUCAUUUUCUUCGAUAUUAUGAAGCUCCUCGGCGCCGAAAAACCAAAAAUUCACUCUUAUUUCAAAGAAAAUCGCACAAAAACCAAACUUCUCAUGAACUCGGAGCUCGAGCUCGCCGUUGAAUAUCUUCGAGAUUUCUCGGAUUACGAAUUGAACUGGUUCCUACAGCAGAGAGCUGACGAGGAUUUUCAAUUUUUGUUGGAAACGGCAAAAAAUCUGCAGGCGCCGGUGAAUUCCGACGGAUUUUGGCGGAAUUCGCUGGAGAAAUUCGAUGAAAAUUCGAUUAUUUUCAUUGAAAAUCAGCUGAAAAUCAUGGCCACACGAAUCGAUCGAAAAGGAUUAGCACUGAGAAUUCAACAAAUUUCACAAAAAAUGAUGCAAAAAUCUGGAAAAAUCGAGGAAAAAACCGCGAUUUUCAUUAAAUUCCCGCAAAUUUUGUUGGAAAUUGCCGAUUUUUCGAUUUUGCCACCGAAUUCUUCAAAUUUGCUGUUUUCUACGUUAAUUUUGGGAUUUUCUGCGUUUUACGACGGAAAUGAAGCCCAAUUCAACGACUUAUUUCGUCAAUUUCUCUCAAAAACGAUUCCCAACUCGACAUGCACGUCUCCAAUGGAAAUUAUUGAGGAAAUUUGCGAAAAAAUCCGAAUAAAAUCCAAUUUUCGCCACUUGCCAGACAUUUCAUUCUUGAAACCCAAUCCCGACACGAUUAUCACACAAAUUUCGGAGAUUUUCGACACGAAAAUCGCCAAAAACGACGAACGAAUCGUCGAAAUUUGCUCGAUUUUGUUGGAAAAGCUGGCGCCGCAACUUCAAGCCUUCGGAGAUCGUGGCAAGACCCCAUUUUGUCAAAUUGUGAAUAUUAUUGUUGAUAAAUAUGUGAAAAAUUCGGUGGAACCCGUCAAUUUUCAACUUUUUCGGGAAGUUUGUGAGCGAGCUGUCGACGGAUUUGCGAUGAUGACAGAGCAAUGGAAUUUCCUGUUUCUUUCCGCAAAAAUCCUGACGAUUUUGAACUUGACGCGGCGGGAAGCGGGCUUAUUCGCUGUUUUAAUGAGAAAAAUCAAUAAAAAUGAGAUUCUUCUCACAAAACUACGCGGCAAGAAGGAAUUUGUGCAGUUGGAGGGCUCUUUGGAGCUAUAAAUGAAGAGAAUUUUGGGUAAAAAGCUGGUCAAAACUACACGAUGGACGGGCUUUAUCGAUUAUUUUGGAAUUUUUUUUUGUUGAAAAAAUAACAUUUUUAAAUUAUUUUUUUGUUUUUAUUGAAAAGAGUAACAAUUUUUGGCUCUGAAAUAUUUUUUUUUAUUCGAAAAAUUUUUUUUGUCGGACAGGUUCUGGAUUUUUUUGUGAAAUUUUCACUGAAAACUCGCAAAUCGGAGUGAAAAUUGAACAAAAAUCGAUAAAAAAUGACAAAAAACGAUUUAAAU